This is a messenger RNA of Strongylus vulgaris, 643 nucleotides long. NCBI's taxonomy places the organism in Eukaryota, Metazoa, Nematoda, Chromadorea, Rhabditida, Strongylidae. The record is from the annotation of a GenBank genome assembly.
AUGUAAAAUCAAAUCAUAAAAUAUAAAUAUUGUAGAAAUUUUAUCAAUGUUAAUUCUGAAAAAAAGAACUUUAUCUUAGACAAUAGAGCGGCAAAAAUGGCUGAUAGACGUAAAGUGGGCAGUGAUCUGCUUGGCCAUUGCACAACUCUUCAAAGAGCUGUUCCAGUUGAUCACACGUCGACUACGGUACAUCACGUAUGACAAUGCCAUCGAGUGCUUCGUUUACUCGUCAGCCAUUGUCGUAGUUAUGGACUUGUCUCCCUGUUCGGACGCAACUGGAUUAAGGAUGGUUGCUGAGCCGUCAUCCAAGUUCUACUAUCUUCAUUGGAUGAGGUCAGCAAUUCGCGGUUUCUCUUUCUUUGGAUGUUGGGAAGAGGGUGAAAAUCGGUACGUAUACAUUCCUUUACUUCACGCAAUUCCACACAAAAAUCCCUUUCAGCCUGAGUUCUCAUCUGUGCCCUCGGCUGUACUGAAAACUGCCGUGAUGAUGAUUGGUGAGCUGGAGUUCACCGCAAUAUUUCAUGGAGAUGUGCAUGUGCAUCCGGAAAGACUAUUUGGUCCAGCUAUUGCCUAUCCACUAUUUCUAUUCUUUUGCGUUAUAAUGACGAUACUUCUAAUGAACUUAUUGGUAUGCAUAUUCUAA